Hevea brasiliensis (rubber tree) is the source of this 4285-nucleotide messenger RNA. RefSeq names its product probable leucine-rich repeat receptor-like protein kinase At2g33170. NCBI's taxonomy places the organism in Eukaryota, Viridiplantae, Streptophyta, Magnoliopsida, Malpighiales, Euphorbiaceae. The record is from RefSeq and is a predicted model, not a curated record. Bases 600 to 3941 code for a protein of 1113 amino acids. The transcript has 3 exons. Gene Ontology annotation, cellular component: plasma membrane. Gene Ontology annotation, molecular function: protein binding; ATP binding; protein kinase activity. Gene Ontology annotation, biological process: protein phosphorylation.
CUUAAACUAGCUAGCCAGCCAAGCCCACCAUUCCCCACUCCUGCAGAUAUAUACAUAGAGGGGGAGAGAGAGAGAGAACAGCAAUAUAGCAUUACCAUAUAUAUUGGGCACAUGGAGAGAAAAGAAGGAGAUGGAAAGGUGUAUAUACAGAGAGGAAAUGAGAGUAUGGCUUGUCGGCCAUUAAAGUUCCAAGGACGAGCUAAAGUUCGUCCCUUUUCAAUUGCUUUCGUUUCGUUUCAAUGUCUCUAAUACGAAACCACAAAAAAUCUCUCUUUUUUGUUUCGUUGCACUUUUGGUUGUUUGUUUUGUUUCUCAUAACCAAGAGGAAAGAGUGUAAGAGUUUUUUUUUAUUAAAUCUUCUGGGUCCAAAAUCUUGGACCUUAGAUCCGAAGAUCCCCACCAUUUGUGGCGAAAGGUGAACUGGGUUCGCUUUUGGUUUUCUCUGUCGAUUAAUGAAUUCCACAGUUUCUUUCUCCCUGUGGUCUCAAGGAGUAACAGCGAAGUGGUGCAGUUGUUGCUUUUACUGUGUCUUCUUUGACGAGUGAUUGAUUGAUCAUUUGGCUUAAACAGAUUUGAAAGUAUCUCAUUAUGCUAUAAUCAUGAUAAAGCUGAGGGAUAAUAAAAUGUCAGCACAUAUCAAAUCAAGGAGAACUUUUGAAGCAGGGUUUACAGGAUUUUGGCUCGUCACCAUGCUAUUGGUUUAUGCUUCUGAGGGGUUGAAUUCUGAGGGGCAGUACCUCCUAGAUCUAAAGAAUGGCCUUCACGAUGAACUUGAUCAUUUGAAUAACUGGAAAUCCACUGACCUGACACCAUGUGGGUGGAUUGGCGUGAACUGCACUUCUGAUUAUGAGCCCGUGGUCCAGUCUCUCAGCUUAAGUGGCAUGAAUUUGUCUGGGAUUCUGAGUCCCAGCAUUGGUGGCUUGGUCAACCUAACAUAUCUUGAUCUUUCUUACAAUAUGCUUACCGGAUAUAUACCUAACACCAUUGGAAAUUGUUCAAAGUUGCAAUACCUGUUUCUGAACAAUAAUCAGUUUAGUGGUCAACUACCUGCUGAACUGGGUAAUUUGUCUCUUCUUCAGCGUUUGAAUAUAUGCAAUAACAGAAUAUCUGGUUCUUUCCCGGUGGAGUUUGGGAAUUUGUCUUCUUUGAUUGAGGUUGUGGCUUACACCAACAAUCUGACUGGCCCAUUGCCUCAUUCUAUUGGGAAUCUCAAGAACUUAAAAAUCUUUCGUGCAGGGCAGAAUGGAAUUUCUGGUAGCAUUCCAGCUGAAAUAAGUGGAUGUCAAAGUUUACAAUUGCUUGGUCUUGCCCAAAAUGCCAUAGGAGGGGAACUGCCAAAAGAAUUUGGGAUGCUUGGGAGUUUGACGGAAGUAAUUUUGUGGGGUAACCAACUCACUGGAUUCAUCCCAAAAGAGAUUGCAAACUGUAAAAACCUUGAGACGCUUGCUUUGUAUGCAAACAAUCUUGUAGGACCAAUACCAGUGGAAAUUGGGAACAUGAAGUUUCUGAAGAAACUCUAUCUAUACAGAAAUGAGUUAAAUGGAACCAUUCCAAGAGAAAUUGGGAAUUUAUCUAUGGCAACAGAAAUUGAUUUCUCAGAGAAUUAUUUGACCGGGGAGAUCCCUACUGAGUUCAGUAAGAUAAAGGAUCUGCAUCUUCUGUACCUCUUCCAGAAUCAGCUUACUGGUGUCAUACCAAAUGAACUUAGUAGCUUGAGGAACUUGACAAAGCUUGACCUUUCAAUUAAUUAUCUCAAAGGUCCUAUUCCUUUUGGUUUUCAGUACAUGACAGAAAUGAUUCAACUACAGCUUUUCAAUAACUCUCUUAGUGGCAGUGUUCCUCAGGGGCUUGGGCUUUACAGUCGACUUUGGGUGGUGGAUUUUUCAGACAAUGAUCUGACAGGAAGAAUACCUUCUCAUCUUUGUCGACAUUCUAACCUGAUGUUGCUGAAUCUGGAGGCAAAUAAUUUCUAUGGCAACAUUCCAGCUGGGAUUUUGAACUGCAGAUCAUUGGUACAGCUUCGGAUUGUUAGAAACAGGCUUACAGGUAGCUUCCCUUCACAGUUGUGCAAAUUGACAAACCUUUCUGCUAUUGAAUUGGAUCAGAACAAGUUUACUGGUCCAAUUCCUGAGGCCAUUGGCAACUGUCAAAAGUUGCAGAGGCUUCAUAUUGCAAACAAUUACUUUACUAAUGAGUUGCCUAAGGAAAUAGGUAAUCUGUCUCAACUUGUGACUUUUAAUGUCUCGUCUAAUUUGCUCAGAGGACAGAUUCCACCUGAAAUUUUUAACUGUAAGAUGCUUCAACGACUUGAUCUCAGCCACAACAGCUUUGUAGAUGCUUUACCAGAAGAGGUUGGAACCCUUCUGCAGUUAGAGCUUCUCAUGCUUUCAGAAAAUAAAUUCUCUGGAACUAUACCUCCAGCAUUGGGAAAUCUCUCUCAUUUGACUGAAUUGCAGAUGGGUGGCAACUUAUUUUCUGGUGAAAUUCCUCCAGAGUUGGGUUCUCUUUCAAGCUUGCAGAUUGCAAUGAAUCUCAGUAAUAAUAAUCUUACUGGAAGCAUACCGCCAGAGCUGGGUAAUCUUAAUUUAUUGGAAUUCCUUCUGCUCAAUAAUAACCAUUUGACUGGUGAAAUUCCCAAAACAUUUGAAAGUCUUUCAAGUUUAAUAGGGUGCAACUUCUCAUAUAAUAACCUUACUGGACCCUUACCUUCAGUACCACUAUUUCAGAACAUGGAAUUUAGCAGUUUCCAAGGGAACAAUGGGCUUUGUGGUGGGCAUCUUGGCUAUUGCAAUGGAGAUUCAUUUUCUGCUUCUGUCCCUCCUUUGAAAAGCAUAGAUGCUCGUCGGGGUAGAAUUAUCACAAUUGUUGCAGCUGGUGUUGGUGGUGUUUCUCUGAUCCUAAUUGCAGUAAUACUAUAUUUCAUGAGACGCCCAGCUGAGACAGUUCCUUCUGUACGUGACAUUGAGAGUUCAUCUCCAGAAUCAGAUAUCUAUUUUCAUCCUAGGGAGGGAUUCACUUUACAAGAUCUGGUUGAGGCCACAAACAAUUUUCAUGAUAGUUAUGUUGUAGGAAGAGGAGCUUGUGGAACAGUCUACAAGGCAGUUGUGCAUACCGGACAAACCAUUGCAGUGAAAAGACUAGCAUCUAACAAAGAGGGGAGCAACAUAGAGAACAGUUUUCAGGCUGAGAUUUUGACUCUUGGAAAGAUCAGGCACCGGAACAUUGUGAAGCUUUAUGGAUUUUGCUAUCACCAGGGCUCCAAUCUGCUUCUUUAUGAGUACAUGGCUAGGGGUAGUUUGGGUGAACUGCUUCAUGGGCCUUCUUGCAGCUUGGAAUGGCCAACGCGGUUCAUGAUUGCUCUUGGAGCUGCUGAAGGUCUUGCCUAUUUACAUCAUGACUGCAAACCAAGAAUUAUUCAUCGUGAUAUAAAGUCCAAUAAUAUUCUACUUGAUGAUAAAUUUGAAGCCCAUGUUGGUGAUUUUGGUUUGGCUAAAGUAGUUGACAUGCCUCAGUCUAAAUCAAUGUCAGCAGUUGCAGGGUCAUAUGGGUACAUUGCACCUGAGUAUGCGUACACAAUGAAAGUAACAGAAAAAUGCGAUAUCUAUAGCUAUGGAGUUGUUCUGUUGGAACUGCUGACUGGUCUAACUCCUGUACAGCCACUAGAUCAAGGAGGUGAUCUUGUCACUUGGGUGAGAGAUUACGUUCACAACCACUCAUUGACACCUGGAAUACUUGACAGUAGAUUAGAUCUCAAAGAUCAAAGUACUGUUGAUCACAUGAUUAGUGUAAUGAAAAUUGCUUUGAUGUGCACAAGCAUGUCACCUUUUGACCGGCCAUCGAUGCGGGAAGUUGUAUUGAUGCUUAUUGGGUCUAAUGAGCGAGAAGGGAACUUCAUUUUGUCUACAAUUUAUGAUCUUCCACUGAAGGGUGAUUCUUCAUGAAAGUAAGCUACCAUUUCCUCCCCAUAUUAUUUGCAACAGCAAAUGGUGGUAUCUUGUACAUUCUUUUAUAAGCAAAUAGCAUUACUGGAUUUUUCUGUUACUCAUUGGGAGUGAGAUCAUUGUUACUCCCACAUUCUAUAUUUCCUCUUGCAAUUACUAGAGUAUAGCAACACUUCUGUACAGAUGGAAGUACCAUUAUACAUGUAUCUCAAAGAUCCAGAUGUUAUCAUAACUCAACAGCUGGUACUUAUUAUUUUUGUUCUUAGUAAAUCUGGAUAAUAUCAUAAUAGGUACUCUUGAUUUUGCAAUCUAAUAUAUGAAGUUAAAAUGCUUUUGCCAUUGUA